CCCCUCCCCCUCUCGCCCCGACAGGAGCAUGCGCGCGCCGGACAGGGGGCGGGCCGCAGAGGCGGUGUCGGCGACGUCGCGCGGGCAGGUAUUUCCAGGAAAAUGGAUGACGACGACUUUGGAGGUUUUGAGGCAGCAGAAAACUUUAAGGAUGGAAAUGGUGAACCCCCAGUUACUUCUCCAGCUAUUCCUUGGGCAGCAUUUCCCACAGGUGAUGAUAUGGUGACAGAUGGUCAGCCAUCAACCAGCACUUUAAAUUUAGCUGAUCUUAAAGAACAGGUUCCAUUAUCAGUUGAUCCUUCUUUGAAUGCACCAGUUUCCUGUCUGAGUGUAACUGAAGAUGUGGAAACAGCAAGUGAAAAUGAUAGGAAACUAGAAUUGGAUGAAGCAAAUAAAGAAACACUUCAGCAAACACUUUCAAGUCUAGAAGUUAAACUUAAAGCUGCUGAUGAAGAAAAAUGUAGAAUAAAAAAGGAGUUAGAAGAUUUGUUGGAAAAAUACAGGAUUCUGGAAACAGAUUUCCUGAAACACAAGGAGGAUAAAGUGAUUUCACAUGAAGAUCAGUACAACAAGCUUCAGGAGAAGCAUAAACUUGAGUUGGAAGACUUGAGAAGAGCUGGCCAUGAGGCCUUGGCUAUUAUUGUGGAAGAAUUUAAGGCCUUACUGCAGUCUACGGUUCAGCAACGCAAAGAAACCAUUGAAAAACAGUAUGCAUCUGUGAUUGAAAAACAGGCACAAAAGUGUGAAGAACUGCUUAUUGCUCAACAUCAAAGGUUGCUUGAUAUGUUGGACAAAGAGCACAAAGUGUUAGAAGAAAAAACAGAAGAAUCUUUGCUGCAGCAAUCACAAAAAUAUAAGAACAUGCUGGAAAAAUGCAUGGAGAGCGAGAGGGAAAGCAAUAAGGAAGCUUUGGCAGCCUCUGCAAAGGAUUUGAAGAUUGAAAAAGAAGAGCUGGAAGCUGCCAUUGUAACAGCAGUAAAAGCAGAAAGAGAAAACAUGAAAAAACUCCAUGUAGAAGAAAAGGAACUAUGGCAAGCAGAGAGAAACAAAGAUCAGGAAAGGAUUGCUCAAGCAAUUGCAGAUGCAGUUGAAGAACAGAGACAAAGCAGUCAGUCAAUUGUAAAAGCAGCCAUUUUAGAAGAGCAAGAAAAAAGUGAAAAAGCUAUAGAAAAAGCUGUGAAGCAGACAAGAGAAGAGCUGAUGGAAUAUAUCAAGGAACAGAAAAGGGUACCGUGUCUGCAUUCUCUUGCUCUAACCAUCUUGUGAGGUAAGUUUUUAUCUUUGCCCCCAUCUGCUCAUAGGUUUCCUCCCUCACCUUUGUCUCACUUCUAAAUUUUUUUCUCAACUGCUCUGAGGUAAUCCCAAAGCGUGUGUAUAUUAACUGCUUGUACACAUCAAAAUUUCGGGAUUUUUCCUCAGUCAUUUGAGCGUAUAUUUUGGCUAGAGGACCGCUUAUUCUAGCUCUCAAGAUCAUCAUUUUCUCUUCCUCUCUCACUUGAAAAUCGUGACAGGCUCUCUCGAAGGAUACUAGAAAUGCUUCUGGGCUAUCCUUAUCUCUAAACUCAGGAAAGCGUUUUAAAUCUAUCUCUAGUUGAUUCUGCCCAUCAGUGUUAUUACUAUUAUUACGAUUUUCUAAAACUGUUAAUUCCAACCGUCUCUUCUCUAACUGAAACCGCUGCUGUUCCCUUUCCUGCUCAGCCCUCAGUUUUUCUUUUUCCAAUUCCUGCUCAAGCCUAAAUUGUUCAGUUUCUUCCUCAGCCCUCAAUUUUUCUUUUUCCAAUUCUUGCUCAAGCCUCAAUUUUUCUUGUUCAGUUCUAUUUUUCUCAAGUUCUAAUUUCAAGUUAUAUUCUUGUACUAAUUUCCAAACUGACCCGAGCCCUUUCUUACUUUUGCCAAUAAAACAGUUGUGGGAACUAGGCUGCAUUUCCACACUGAUCAUGAAACCAUACUUAUUGCAAAACCUGUAUUAUGUUGAAGGUCAGUAAUAAA
Podarcis muralis (Common wall lizard) is the source of this 1989-nucleotide messenger RNA. NCBI's taxonomy places the organism in Eukaryota, Metazoa, Chordata, Lepidosauria, Squamata, Lacertidae. The record is from RefSeq and is a predicted model, not a curated record.